Messenger RNA from Mycena citricolor, 693 nucleotides. The record is from the annotation of a GenBank genome assembly. NCBI's taxonomy places the organism in Eukaryota, Fungi, Basidiomycota, Agaricomycetes, Agaricales, Mycenaceae.
AUGAAACUUAUCGUCACCGGCGCAACCGGAUUCGUCGCCACCGAGCUGCUGCGCCAGGCGGCCAAGCACCCCGCCAUCACCAGCGUGGUCACGGUUUCGCGAUCGCCAGUCACGAUUCCCGAGGGCGUGCCCGCGGGCAAGUUCACGAGCGUGAUCGUGCGCGACUACGACCAGUACACCGAGGAGGCGAAGCGCGCGUUCGCCGGCGCCGGCGCGUGCAUCUGGACGGUGGGGCUCACGUCGCGCAGAUACGCCGAAAUGGACCACGCGGAGGCCACGCGCAUCUGCCACACGGCCACGCGCGUCGGGCUGCAGACGAACGCGGCGGCGGCCCCUGCGACGCCCUUCCAGUUCCUCUACAUGAGCGGGGGCUCGGCCGUCCGGGACCAAAGCACGAAGCUGGAAGGACCCCUUGCCCGUUUCUACCUCAUGCGCGGCGACGUCGAGAAUCUCGUCCUUGCCUUCGCUGCGGAGCAAGACGGCUUCAAGGCGGGCUCGGUGAGGCCGGGACUGAUGAAGAUGCGCGCCCAGUUGCCGGAGAUACUGCCCAUGGCAGAGAAGAACGGCUUGCCGACUAUCGCCCUCGAGGACUGCUGCAGCGCGAUGCUGGACGUGGUUAUCAAUGGAUUCGAGAAGGAACCGCUGAAUAACGACGAUCUCCAAGCUAUCGCGGACCGGGUCGCCGCCGCAUAA